UAAGUUGUAUUCUGAGGUACAAACUCAACCAUUUGUUAUAUGUUGUUUAUAUAAUAUAUUAAAUCUUUGGGGACCAACAAACCCAUGGUAGAAUAAGUAUAUGGCUGUCCGCAUCUUCCUUCCACACAAAGCAUCUUCCUUCUUGAUCCUCAGCAUCUACCAAAUAUUCACACUUCCACUUGACAAUAUCCAACGGCUUAGCGUUCCUCUCUAUGUCCACACGACCCAUCUGACGGUCCAAAAUUCAUCUCUCUCUUCCCUCCUUUAUAUAAGCCACUGAAACCUACCACCUCUUUACUUAUACAAAAGGCAAUAAUCAAUAAUCAAGAAAGGGAGAAGACAUGGAAACUUUGGAUUCUCCAUUAGAGGCGUUGGCUUUCCAGUACGCUAGCUUCGGUGUUCUCGCCGUCGUCAACAACGUCUGGACAUGGAUAGCUGUCGUGACGGCUGCUGUCAGCUUCUGGAGGAUGAAAGUCACUACCAUCGGAGACAACGGCGGUCAUGGAUGUAGCUUGUUGGAGGAUGUAACCACCUCGAAAUCUGAGCAAGAAGCCGAUCAUCAAGAACCGCAAGAAAUGGCGGAUCCGGUGGAGGAAGCGGCAGCGCCUCUAGUGAACGAAACGAAGGUUUGGGAGCCGUUGAUGUGCGAUGACGGGGUGACUAAAGGGAAGCUGACGAUGUACUACGAGGUGGACGUUGACGGGGGGAGGUAUGUUGAUAGAGAGGAAGAGUUAACGGCCGUCAACUACUACGGAGGUGGGUUUGGUAAUAGCGGAGAGUGGUGGGAGAGAUGGGAGGGAGUUGUGAGGAUGAGAAACGGUGAUGACGAAUGGUACCGUUACGUGGACUUGACGGUGAUAAACGGAAGUGUCGUGAGGUUAUGGGAUGACAAACGUAACCCCCGUAACAGAAGCAGGUGUCUAGGCUAGAGGAUAUUCCUAAUUUGGAAAAUAAAAUCCUUCAAACCUUUGAUUGGUUUAAAGUGUAUUUUUGGUCGAUUAUAAUUUGUACAUAAUUUUCCGCCACGAGACCAGGAAUACUCGAGAUAUAGAAAAGAAAAUCAAAUAUUAAAUGUUGAUUCCGCAGUGUUUUUUUUUUUUGCUAAAAUGCUUCCGUAGUGCUGUUACUAGUUACUCGAGCGCUUGUUAUGCCCACAAAAACUUGACUACACGCAUAUACUCAUAUACGCUGGCC
Messenger RNA from Raphanus sativus (radish), 1194 nucleotides. RefSeq lists its product as uncharacterized. Bases 342 to 929 code for a protein of 195 amino acids. The transcript has a single exon. The record is from RefSeq and is a predicted model, not a curated record. NCBI's taxonomy places the organism in Eukaryota, Viridiplantae, Streptophyta, Magnoliopsida, Brassicales, Brassicaceae.